Messenger RNA from Ornithodoros turicata, 10384 nucleotides. Its product is annotated as protein vav-like. NCBI's taxonomy places the organism in Eukaryota, Metazoa, Arthropoda, Arachnida, Ixodida, Argasidae. The transcript has 26 exons. Bases 139 to 2922 code for a protein of 927 amino acids. The record is from RefSeq and is a predicted model, not a curated record. Gene Ontology annotation, biological process: intracellular signal transduction; regulation of GTPase activity; cell migration. Gene Ontology annotation, cellular component: cytoplasm. Gene Ontology annotation, molecular function: guanyl-nucleotide exchange factor activity; protein binding.
UGUGGAGGAACGGAGCAACGGGAGCUUCUCGCUCGCUUGCGUUCAUUGCUCUGUGUCCGGGUUCGUCAAAGAUGUGUCGUGCUCAUUUAGCGCGAUUGUUUAUUUCCUGAUAACUUGUGCGUGCCAAAGGAGGAACUGAUGGCGGAUGUUUUCUGGCGGGAUUGCGCCGACUGGCUAAUUCGUUGCCAGGCGCUGCCCGCCGACCACCGCGUCACUUGGCCAGGUGCAAAAAUGAUCGACUUGGCCAACACUCUGCGGGAUGGUGUACUCUUGUGUCAACUGCUAAACAAGCUUGUGCAAGGAUGUAUUGAUCUCAAGGAGAUGAAUCUCCGACCACAGAUGUCAGAGUUCCUGUGCCUGAAGAACAUCCGAGCCUUUCUUCAAACCUGCAAGAAUGUCUUUAACCUGCAGGACACGGACCUCUUCAAGCCUUACAUGCUGUUUGAGUAUGGCGACUUCAAGCAGGUGUUGCACACACUGUCGGUGCUGUCGAGGUCACCCAUUGCUGAGGAAUCUGGGGUUGCGGGCUUCUCCGCUCGGUCACCAGUUUCGCCUGAGUACUACAAUGAUGAAGCCUUCAACCUCGAAGAUGCUGUCAAUCAUAACGAUGACACAAUGGUGGCCUUCGAUUUUCCUGUCACCCCUCGGCGAACACGAGAGGAAGAUGUCUACGAAGACCUCUGCUACGUUACUCUUAGGGUUAAUGAGGUGCCAACGACCCCUGCUGCACCUCUAGAGAAGAGGGACUAUUGUAUAAAAGAGCUAAUAGAGACAGAGAAGAACUAUAUAGAAGCGCUGAAUAUGAUAACCAGGGAUUUCAUGAGGCCGUUGAAAGACUUCCUCUCGCUGGAGGAACAUGAGAUUGUCUUCAAACACAUAAAAGAACUAGCAGAGACGCACACAGGGUUUCAUGCCGACCUGCACAAGGCUUGCACGUCGUCCCACCAUAUGAAGAUUAGUGAAUGCUUCAUGCGUUGGAAAGACAAGUUUAUAAUUUAUGGAGACUACUGCUCCAACUUGCCCAGAGCGCAGGAACAGAUAGAUGAGCUCUGUAACAAGAAGCAGCUAGUUAAUCAAUACAUAAUCAGCUGCCAACAGAAAGCUAAUGACGGAAAGUUUAAGUUAAGAGACCUACUUUCAGUUCCAAUGCAGAGGGUAUUGAAAUACCAUCUCCUCUUGAAGGAACUACUGAAGAACACUUCAGACACACAUGAGGAUUACGAUGGCUUAGAUAAGGCGUUACAGACAAUGUUGGACCUUGCCCAUUAUAUAAAUGAAGUAAAAAGGGACAACGAAACUUUGCAAAUAAUUGAAGACAUUCAAGCAAGUAUCACUGAUGUUAAUCUGCCAGAAAAUAUGGAUCUGAAAGAUUACGGGCGGUUACUGAAGGACGGGGAGUUGAAGAUAAAAUCACACGAGGAUAACAAUAAAAUAAAAAACAGGUAUAUCUUCAUCUUCGAUCGAGUAAUGCUCAUGUGCAAGUCAACAAAGAUCAUGGACAAACUUUUCGGGGGGGAGCAGUACAUAUACAAGUCUGCUCUUGCACUAUGCGACUACAGGGUUGACAAUGCACCAUCCAAUUCCAAGAUGGCCACCAGGCAUCACUGGUACCUGGUCCAUAUAAAAAACAAAACUGCUUACACAAUGUAUGCUAAGACAGAAGAGAUGAAAGAAAAGUGGAUCAAGGCCAUAGAGAAAGCACUGGACAACAUUAGCCCCGCCAUGGGAAAACGGACUGACCACAAGUUUGAAAUGCACACAUUUGAAGUACCCACAUACUGCUCCGACUGUUCAAAGCUCCUUCCAGGAAUUUUCUAUCAAGGCUACAAGUGCACUGUGUGCGGGGUGGGCGUGCACAAGACCUGUAUUGCGACGGUACGCUCGUGUGGCGCCCCCAGCCUUCCGCCACGACCCAACUCGCACCUCGGCUCCCAAUCGUCCACGGACGAGCCGCAAACUCCACAACGGACAAGUGCAGACUCAAGUUUAAAUGGCAUUCGCUUCUCUAUAUCUGUUGCAAAAGCCAAACAGACGUUUAUCAGCCCCACCCAAGGCUACAUCUCGUUCGCAGUUGGUGAUGUGAUUGAGAUUCUCAGAAAGAUCAAGAGCUGCACUUGGGAGGGUCGUGUGCAGCGGACAGGUGAAGAAGGGUUGUUUUCAGCUGCUCACGUUGAAGAGCUGGACAAACGAGGGUCUUACGAGUGUCCUGCUCCUCUGCCAAACAACCACCAAGCACACCAUCACCAGCUCCCUCAUCAAGCAAGGGAUGGCUACGUGAAUCUCAACCUGGAAGAAUAUCCCUGGUUUGCUGGUGUAAUGGAGCGGGACGGUGCAACAAACCUGCUCGAACGGUCCCCUAGUGGCACUUUCUUGUUGCGCAUCAGUGCCAAACAAAAUGGAGGGUAUGCAAUCAGCAUCAAUUUUGACAGCCAAGUGAAGCAUAUGCGGGUUUGCUAUGACAAUGGCCAGUUCUACCUGUCAGAGACCAAAAUGUUCCAAAGCAUUGUGGAGCUUGUCAACUGGUACGAAACACACAGCCUCGCAGAAAGCUUUCAAGGGCUUCAGAUUUCACUUCUCAUUCCUUUCAAGAAUGCGGUUCAUCCAAUUUCUAAUGGCUCCAGUAAGGAUUCAUUCACAACUACAGUGGAUGCACCUGUGGGCGAGGCUAUUGCCUUGCACAACUUUCAGCGCACAGCAGACAGCAUGCUGGAGCUGGUGAAGGGGGAUGUGGUUACCAUUCUGAGCAAGGCCGGGGAGGAGAAAGGCUGGUGGAAAGGCCAGAUCGAUCAGAGAGUUGGCUACUUUCCCUUUCGAUACGUGCAGGAAAUACUGCCGGGUGCUUCGGUGUGCCAGAAGGAAUUGCUGCCAGGCAUGAUAACCGAGGGAGCGUCGUCCUCUCAAGCAAAAUUACAGUCGGCGUAGCAGGAAGAAAGCAAUAUGUGAUGUGCCAUUUGGAUCUGGGUGCAAUCUCUCCGAUCUUCCAUUUUAUUUGCUUCAAACGGGAAGAUUUUAGUUGAGCGAGGACUGGGAGACUCUGUUUUUCCGUGCUCGUUCAUUCAUUUAGUAAUCGUUCAUUACGGGACUCUUGUGCAGCAUGACGUGGAGAGGAGGUGAUAUUUAACCGCCGCUAAAUGGAGGAUUUAAAGGAAGCGUGCAAAGUUGAUUUGAUCUAUUCCAGCUAAGGGUGCCUGUUGUCGCAGAAAUGAUCUUGAGCAUUUAUCGCGGAUCUGUAAAUUCAGUUAUGUGUAGACCCUGAAGUUUAGGGUUAACCCCGAUUUUUCCCCGAAUUUGCACCUCGAAUCGAGGUUCACCGGUUUAGGGUUAAACCCGAUUUCUACCCGCAAAACUGCACCUAAGCUAGGCACCUCACGGCAAUGACGUACUAAUUUUUCACAAAAUACACGGUUGAUCUCACCGUCUGAUACUCUGGAUAGGCUGUACAACGAACGUUUGUUCGACAGUAGAUCCCGAUUUAUCCCCAAAUUCAGUCUGACGGUAAUUUUUCCACCCAAAUUUGCAUGAAUUUUCGACAUCAAGUGAUUGACCCGAAUUUUAUCCCCCCCCCCGACUUUGGAAAAAAAUAAAAUCCGAAAACUUCAGGGUCUAGUUAUGUGUAGUGUCUGUCAAUGUUAACAGGCGUGUCUGCAUCAUUUAAUGUUCUGUUUGUGUUCCUAAUAUACAAUGCUUCCAUUGAACCCAUUACAUCCUAGAUAUCGCAACGUAAGGAACACAAGGAACGCGCGUUGAAACUGAAAGUACUGGUAAUCAUCUUAGACAAAUGCUCUCAAAAUAUUGUGUAGAGUUACGCCUUUUGUAAUACAGCUCUAACAGGUUACUGACUUAAGUGCUCCCCCAGCUUGGGGCAAUAUGUUUUGUUCUAUAGAGAUGCCAAAGAAUCAUUUUGUGUUAUCCCACACGGGGACGUCUGUGCUUUUGUGAUGCGUCAGAGCCAUAUACCUGCAUGAGUUCUUUGCUGCUCUGCCUAUCAGCAGUGUUGUGCACCAAUGACACCAGUGAAUGCUGGUGGGGAACAUUUACAUUUUCAAGGAUCUGUGCUAGUCAUCAAAGUGCUGAAUAUUUGAGUGUUUGCAGACAGGGCCUAUGCCGUAAAUGUGCUUAUAUAGACCUUGCUAGGUAACGGUUUUUAUAUUUGUGUGAGGAUAUUUGUUUUUUUAGGAUUUACAGCUCAACGGUUUCAUGGCUCAGUUUUCGCUGUUUCGCUGUUUGCUCGAGGGUAACGUUGCUAAGGCUCAAAAUCACUGUCUAUGAAGCUUGCUGUGUUAUGCUUUCCCCCUGAAAGUUGUAUUCUUUCUUAGCUUUCAAGUUUGGUUUUCCAGAAAGCAGGUCUGCUUAUGGCACUCCAGUCGUUCAUCUUAUUUUGUCAUGUUUUGUGCUAUAUGUGUACCAUUUUACUUUCCUGUAACCACGUUUUUCUGACCAGGCACACCUUGAUACAUACAGGGUGUUUUUUUUUCUUAAUUCGUUACAGGUUGUUGAUAAAAAGAGCUAGGAAAGCAGGAUAUAGGUACCAUAUUUGCAUGCUCAUUCGAGAGGAUGUCUACCUAGCUGUAUGACUCAACUGAAAAGACAGCAUCUAUGCUGCUCUCGUAGCUUUUUAUAAAAUUGAACACAUUAAAAAAAAAAAAAACAUCCUGUAUGUGACCAAGAGGUAUGUGCCAUUGCGGUCACCGCUAUACAAGCAUGAAGAAAAUAAUCCUAGAGGAGAAGGAAUACAACAUACAUAACUGUUUUACAUACAACAAUUUUGCAGCUUGAAUAAUGUUGUAUUUAAUGUUGCUUAAAUUGUUGCAUUCUAGAAUACAACAAUUUAAAUACAAGUUCGCACAAACUCUUACUAGCCAACUGCAGUACAUGUUAAACAAAGUACUAGAAGGUAUUUCUUGGCCCAUUCCAUGUCUUCUGUUGCUGCCAACUUCAAGGUAAAAUCUUUGAACAUAUCGACUUUUCUGCAGGUCAUCACAACUUGCUAUAUUUAGGGAAAGAAAGAAAACUUGUAUACUGUAUAUAAGCCAAAAAAUGCUCGUCCGACAACUCUACGUUACACUCGUAUUUACAAUUCUGCAGAUUUAUCCUCGAAGCAUUCACUGUAAAGCUCAGUUUACAGUUAUAUCCAAACAUGGUCUUCAGUGUCUCGCUGCUCUCUAACUUCGAUGUCAGUUCUAUGUACAGUAUGUCUUCUAUGUAUCAUGCCAACAACUCCACCAUUAUCUCAUUGAAAUUUUGUAUCCGUCCUUACAACACUCAUGCCAAACAGAAGCUUCCCUACGAUGUCUGCUAGGAUACUGCAGAUCAUGCCAAAACUAAUCCGCCAAUAUUCUCCUAUGUCAGAGUGAUAACCGGGCUAUUGGCUCGAUAAAUAUUUGAUGAUCUAGACUUUGCACUGAAAUGUAAACCCUGAAAUACAGCAUCUAGGUCCAGCCAAACGGUGGGGUCUAAAAAUGCAGGACCCUCUUACCAGUUUUAUGUUGGACAUGGCAUCUGUUACGCCUACCUUCAUACUAGGUAUGCAAGAAAAAAACAUUGGGAAAAGUGUUAAUUUGUGUGAACCAUGCACCUAGAAACAGCGUCACAAGUAGAGCCUGAAGUUUUCGUGAAAAUAUUUUUUCUAAAUUUGGGGGGUGAAAAACUGGAAAAAGUAACGUGUGCUCUAAAUUAAUGCGAAUUAGAGUGGAAAAAGUUGCAGUAUGCUAAAUUCUAUUACUCAAAUGAACUGCACUGGUUUGGUACAAACGGUGAUGUAAUUGCAUUUGCUGCCAAACCAGCUAGUGUGCAUUCCUACAGACGUUUCAGUGAGGGAAACUUGCCGGGUAUAAAUCCGAUUUCACCCUAAAGAGGCAACCUCCAAUUCGGGGUGCAAAUUCGGGGGAAGAAACGGGUUGUAGACCCUAAAACGUCAGGCUCUAGUUAUAAGAGGAUUGCGGCCCUGUUUCCGAUUAGUACUCCGAAUGCAUACUUAGUUAUGCAGCCCAUUACUUACUCUUAAAUACCAAAUUACGUGAGGCAUGCAUGGGAAGGGGCACCGAAUCCAAGCUCUAGACUUUCCUAGCUGAAACCCCAAUGUGCGCAUGUCCUGGUAGUGGUUAUCUUAUUGUGAUUCUUAAGGUACCUGAAACUUGUGUGCUAACAGGAAGGAAUAGCGGUUGCCAGUGUAGACUCAUUGCCCGCUAAUUCGUGGGUAUCAUGGGUGGUUUCACAUGUACAUCUUGUAUAAUGCACGUCCAUAAAAAAGCUCAUGGAUCUCUGUGUGGCCCUCAGUCCGCAUGAUACUCUCUAUUCAGUGACUACAUUAAAGCCACUACGGAAGUAGACACUCUCCCUGUGUUCACACGAGCGACAUUCCCACGGAAUAUUCUUGUGGAAGAAAAGGCAACAGAACUGCUCAUGGGGCGGAAGUUACGCUGCGUUUUUUUGUUGUUGUUGCUGUUGAGCGUUCACCUAGAGCCACGAUGUCGGGAGUGGCGUACUGCGCACAUAGCAGACGACCCCGUCGACCCUGUCGUCUGCUACGGAAUAUCUAGACGUUCCCCAUUGUCCAAAGAGCACAGAGAGAUGUGACAUUGACCACUCGUGCUCACACGUCAGCAGAAGCUAUGACGCUCUGCGUAUCUUCCGUCGGAAUAUUCCGGGGAAUGUCGCUCGUGUAAGUACACGGUAAUGUACACAUUUUCAGAAAAGGGAACAAAACUCUGUAGUGAUAGAAUAGUGCCAAUGUACACAAAGUAAUACCAUGUACCUCUGGCAGGGUAGCAGCUCCAAUGUUGCCACAGGAGCACUUGGGUGGCUGCUCUGCCUGCCAAUGUUGACCAGCGGUGCAUAUACUGAGCCAAUGUCACAGCAUCGAAGCCUGCUGCUAGAAAGAUGGCAAAAGCAUUGCCCAGAAUAACGUGGCAGGCCCAGUUGUGCAUUGUUCCCGAACACGGUUUGACCUCCCUUGCCAGAAGUACCUCUGAGCAGUACAGAGCAUUCAGUGUUCAUGUGAAAUUCGUGUGUACUAAGUUAUGUUAAGUUGCUACCUGUAGUGGUCGCAGAAAGUAGCGUGACUGACGCAAGGGUUUUGGGGUCUGCAGUUCUCUCAUCAGAUCUGGGAGUCUUUCUCUGGUUUCCGUCCGUACAUACUAGCUGUGCUAUGAUCUGCACUUUUCUAUUCUUUAAAUUUAUUUCUGUAUGCUGCUUACUGUAACAAUAACAGCGUAGGCAAUGCAUGAUCUUUUACAUGUGUCAACAUGGACACGACUAUUUUUCUUUUAUAAUUUUCUUGACACUUGCAUAUGGUGAGCUCUCUCCUUGGUGUGCUCUCAAACUUCGUGUUUCAUUUCAAAGCACGUGACACAUGGCCAAAAAGGCACCGGUGCUUUCAUUGUGCUCUUUUAUCUUUUUGUUACAUAGUUGUGUAGUGGACAGCGGUAUUCAGAUUGGCCACGGCCAGUCUGAACAAUGCUGUAGCCGGUAAUGUUUGCAUUACUUUUAAAGCUAUGUCCAGGAAGACUGCUUUUUACCCUCAGAUUUGCAACAUUGUCACUCAGAAUUAAGAAGAAAAAAAAAAGGGAGCUCCAAAAACGAGCGUGCCAAAGUGCAAAUUCAGCAAUCCAUAUAGGCAGUUGACAACUCUGAGCAGUGUACACUCAGCAUCUCGUGCACAACUGGAAUGCGAGAGGUUCUCUCUCUUUUACUAUUAUUUUCCACCUGAUUUUUUUCCCUAUUUUAUGGCUCGUGAAAUACAGCACAAUCUUUCAUGCCCAAUCGCCCCGCUUUUCAAAAACCAUAAAAUCUAAGAACACAGGUGUCUAGUUCCAGGAAACUCUCACUGUAACGGAAUCCUUUUUUAAUUAUCGUUUUCUGAACGAAUGAAUCAUUGGUUCUUUCCCUCUGUUUUUAGGGCGUACUGCAAACCCAGUCUGUGUCUUUCUUCAGCUCUUUUCUUAUUUUAUUACACAUCGAUUAAGAGGAUAUGCCAACACGCUCAUCACCAAUGUUUGUUUGCUUGAUUGGAUGCUUGCUUUAAUGCUGUUGCCGUGUUUCCACGUAGUUCCAGGGCUACCCUUGUUUCUUUUUUUUUUUGCGGCACUUCGCUCGUAUCGAAAUCCUCCCUCAUCCCGUUGACCUCAUUGUAACAAGGGUUUACCGCAGUGUAGCACACAGCAACAGUAUAUAUUCAGAUUGACCAUGGCCAGUCGGAACACCGUUGUGGUUGCUAGUGCAUUUGCAUUAUGUUGGGCCCUUGCAGUGGCCACUGCUGCACGCCUCAGAGGAAAUGGAGCAUAGAGAGACCCUGUUACUGAUACGGGCCAGAACCUGUUGUUAUACAAAGCACUUGCGAGCGUUUCACUGAUACCUUCCAAAUAUUUACGCCAUUUGGGUGCUGCGUGUGGUAACACUGUCCAAAACAUUUCUGUCUAGACUACGUACGGCCCUCAUGUACAUACAGAUAGUAGUGUUUUGUGGCGACUCAUGCAAGUCUGGUCAGCUUUUUAUCAUUGUCAUGUAACGAGUUGUCUUUGCGAGUGCGUGUAACAUCCACAUUAUGUACAUGCACAUUUUCAGUUUUUGUUCUUCAUUUAGAUUGGUUGGCUCUGUGCAUGACCAGAGGUGUCGUUUCGCGAGCAGUUGUGGACGCAGAGCUGCUAGCGUAUGUGAUGAAUCGAGUUGUAGUUUCUGACGUUUGUUUGUAUAACUCUGUGCUUCUCAGUUUUCUGGGAAGGUUACUGAAUAGGUCACAGCUGUGCUGAUAUACAGAGAUAGAAGGUUGAAGUGUGCAUUGUGUACAAACCAGGAAAUACUAUAAUAUGUGGCUGUAUUAUAUAACAUAAACAUGUAAUGCAAAUCGGAGCUGUACCAUUCUUGUCUGUUCAAAGAUGUGUGCUCUCGGCCAAUCACUUAGGUAAGCUUUACCUCUCAGUAAAAUUAUGUGCGGGCUUUUAUGUGAACCUACAAUGUCUAUGCUAUUAUUGAGCAACACCGAGCUCCUUAGCAAAAGGAAGGUGAAAAGACUGAUGCUGCAAAACGACAAACUGCCUGUCAUAACAGAAAUGUGCCAACAAAGGGAUGUCAUAGCUUAUUACAUAAGCUGCUAUAGUUUCACUACUUACUACUAUCGUCGCUAUUAGAGUCCCGUUUUAAAGGGGCACUAAAGUGAAAAAAAAAAAAAAAACUACCCUCUACCUUGACACCAACACGUCCUUUGCAAUUUAGCAGCGAAGGAAACCGCUACGUACCCUUUCCCUCUCCUCUUCAAGGUCGACCGUGCGGAGCACACUCCCAUUGGUCUCCUCAAAAGAUUUCUCCAAUCAUUGCAGGAGAUCGUUUGAAGGGACCAAUCUGGGGCCUCUCUGCACUGUUGAGCUUCUUGAGAAGGGGAGGGAAAGCGUACUUUGCGGUUUCUUUUGCUCAUAACUCACGAACGAUGCAAUGGAUUAAUCGUUUCUUUGGUGUUUGUGUCAAGGUAACAGCAUCUUUCAUUCCACCAGGAGAGAACUCUGCACUUGAGUGUUCCCCUCAAGAGGGGGGAGCCCUGUUUCUGGUGUGGUUAAUUUUUUAGAAAAUUUUGUCUGCCACGACCAGGUAGUAGUUCUUCAAUCUUUAUUAGCAUGUGCCAGAAUAGUUUAAUAAUGUCUCAGCAACUGUACAGGUUGUAAUAGUUUGGAGCAGAUUUACACAUAAGGUACUGGUUGUGUGUUUGUGCCAAAUGCUGAAACAGGUUACGUUCCAGUGCCAACUUCAUCAUAACUUGCCUGCUUGGCUCCCGAAGGACCACGAUAUUUCCCAUGUCAACAUAAAUGCUUUGCAUCACUACACAAAGAGAACAAGAUCCUGAAAUCCCGGUGCAUGUUUGUAAAUACUGCUGGCCUGCUUUAGCUGCAGUACAUUCAGUAGUUUUGUGAUCUGCAUAUAUGUAAGAUAGAAAUGUAGGUGCCUGUUAGUUAAAAACUGAGACUGCUACUUGCAUCAUCAGCACAUGUAUGUAGCUGUAGGCUUUGCAGUGCACUUAAUGGUGACCAUUUUUCACUGCUUCCUAUGACCAUUGCAGUGAAGAUUGUGAGGUCUUCUUGGGUACUAAGCUGCAUUGUUGUACAGUGACACCAAAGUAACAGUGAUUAUGCUUUAUAUUUACUAUAAAGUGCUAUCGGUCAUUUCUUUCUUGUACUUUCUUACAUAUAACUGUUGGUGUUAUGCGCAGAUACGCAGCAUUGAAGUUAUGCAAGAACCAUGCGUUUGUAAAAUGCUCCUGUGGUUGCAGUGACCUGCUUGUAAUGCGUACUUGAAUUCAGUGACCUGUUCGAUUAGCUCUGUGCGCUUUACAAAAAAAGUACAGCAUGUAAUUUGACCUGUUUUAACGUGUUGUAAUAAAUUUCUUUCACGGUCACAA